This is a messenger RNA of Peromyscus eremicus (cactus mouse), 865 nucleotides long. RefSeq names its product epididymal protein 13 (gene Eddm13). The record is from RefSeq and is a predicted model, not a curated record. The coding region runs from base 50 to 487 and encodes 145 amino acids. NCBI's taxonomy places the organism in Eukaryota, Metazoa, Chordata, Mammalia, Rodentia, Cricetidae. The transcript has 8 exons.
CCUCUUGAGCCUCGAAGGAGAAGACCAGGCACCCUGUCCAGGCCCCACUAUGUGCAGAUUGGAGCCGUUUCUGAAGAGGUCCCUGGUGGUCCUCCUUUUCCUGGGCCUGACAGAGGCCUGCAUUCCUCGUGAAGUCGCAAUGGAAGAAAAAAGUAAGAACUGUAGAUACCCCAUAUCUCCUGUGCAGCCCAAGAUGGUCUUGAACCCCCCAGGCUACCUGCCUCGGCUCCUGAGUGAUGAGAUCACAGGUCUGCUGAGCCUCCAAGUGCUGAACGAAGAAACAAAUGACUGCCAAGAAGAAGUGAAGUCCCCCCCAGCCACCACCACAGCCAAGGUACUCGUGAGGCAUGGCAGAUGGAGCUUUUUGAGAUGUGCCUACAUGGUGAUGACCUUCUUCUUCGUGUCCUACAAUAAAGGAGACUGGUGUUACUGCCACUACUGUAACCCGGACAUGGAUGUGAGAGACGACCCCUGCUGUUCUUUCUAGUGAACCUGCCCCAUCUCACCCAACCUUCACAAGCCCUCCAGCUCCAGCACCUCUGCGUUUCACCUCCCAAGGAAGCUCUUCGCACUCGGGCCUGUCAACUCAGAGGGUGAUGGGUGUAUCCAGAGGGAGCCUCUCAGAGGACCGGGCCAUGAGACGAGGGCCCAGAGAGCAGCAGAAUGAGCCUCUGCAGGGUUUCGCCCACAGCUUCUCUUCUGGACCAUUUCCAGCCUCUCUUUACUGUUCCUCUAACGAAAUGUACGCUUGUGUAAGGGCCAAGGGUUCCUUUCUUCUGUUCCCCAAACACAGCAAAUGAACGCAGGGUGGAGGCAUGCUAAGAAUCAUCUAUAAUUUUUAAAUAAAAAAUCUAUUAUCUCCUGA